Messenger RNA from Nanorana parkeri, 1012 nucleotides. It is a transcript of the gene COLEC10, whose product is annotated as collectin subfamily member 10. The record is from RefSeq and is a predicted model, not a curated record. The coding region runs from base 152 to 979 and encodes 275 amino acids. Lineage: Eukaryota; Metazoa; Chordata; Amphibia; Anura; Dicroglossidae. The transcript has 7 exons.
UAUCAAGUGCCUGCUCGGAGAAAUGAAAGGAGCUUUUUCUGGCUGGCUGGCAGAGAGGAAAAUGUCAGCAUUACAGGGGAGAAGCUAAGCUGACUGCUGCUCUGCUAAGUCCCCGGACACUCGGACGUCCAAGACUGGUCUCCUGCUCCCUAUGAACAUGAUUCGAGGGAUCGGCGCUCAACUCGGCUUCUACGUUGUCUUGUCAUUGUUCUUCCUGCCCAACAUUGGUGCCUCUGAGGCUGAAAACCGAUCGGAUACCUGUUCAACGCACACCAUAUUACCUGGACCGAAAGGUGAUGUUGGGGAAAAUGGGGAUAUUGGGGAGAUUGGAAAACCAGGAAAAGAAGGUCCUAUGGGAUCAAAAGGCGAUAAAGGAAAAUUUGGAGACUUGGGUGACCAAGGGCUUAUAGGUAAAAUUGGCCCUAUCGGUGGCAAAGGGGAAAAAGGACAUAAGGGCCUGCCAGGACUUCGAGGAGGAAAGGGGAAACCAGGCACUUUCUGUGACUGUGGAAGGUACCGCCGAGCGGUUGGACAGCUGGACCUGAAAGUCACCCAUCUCAAGUCAUCUUUAAAGUUUGUAAAGAACGUGAUUGCUGGCAUCCGGGAAACAGACGAGAAGUUUUAUUACAUUGUAAAAGAAGAGCGCAAUUACCGCGAUGCACUGACUCAGUGCAGAAUCAGAGGUGGCACCUUGGCCAUGCCCAAGGACAUGGCCACCAACUCGCUGAUGGCAGAAUAUAUAUCCAGCUUGGGUUUACUGAGGGUCUUCAUUGGCAUCAAUGACCUAGAGAAAGAGAAGCAGUUUAUGUACACGGAUAACACCCCCCUACAGCACUUCAGCAACUGGAAGCCUGGGGAACCCAAUGACGGUUCAGGAUACGAGGACUGUGUGGAAAUGCUCAGCUCCGGCGCCUGGAAUGAUGUUGAUUGUCAGCUUACAAUUUACUUUGUCUGUGAGUUUAUGAAAAGGGCAACAUAGUCCAAAUUGACUAUUUUGGGGGUUAAUAUAACU